GGCUGGGCAGCGGAACCGGUACCGGGAGCGGUGCCGGGGGGAGCGCAGCGAUGCAGCCGCCGCCGCGCAAGGUGAAGCUGACCCAGGAGGUGCGGGUCCAUCUCCUGGAGCAGCUCUCGGGCCUGCAGGGCAAGCAGCAGCGGGACACAGAGCUGCUGGAGGACAUCAGGUCCUACAGCAAGCAGAGGGCUGCCAUCGACAGGGAGUACGGGCAGGCCCUGCAGAGGUUGGCCAGCCAGUUUGUCAAGAGAGACUGGCAGCGGGGCCGUGGCGAGGCUGGAGACUCCAGGAGUGUGGCCUCUGUCUGGAGGGGUGUCAUCGAGGGGACAGCACACGCCGGGCAGGUCCGUGUCACUGCCUCAGAGAGCUGGCGUGUUCUGGCCACCGAGGUCACCAAGACCACCCGCAUCUCCAAGGAACGGAUGCUCAAGAAGGGCAUUGAGAGGCUGCAGAAAGCCCAGGCAGAGCUGCUGGAGACCAUGAAGGAGCUGGACAAGGCAAAGAAGCAGUUCACCCACCUCCAGAGGAGCAGCGAGGUGGCCAAGGACAAAGCAGCCGAUGUGGAGGCUCGGCUCCGCAAGAGCGACCGGAGGAUCUUCCACACCAAGGCCAGCUUGCAAAAGCUCAGUGCCAAGGUCAGCGCGCGGUUGGCCGAGCACUCCCGGCAGCUGGCUGGGGUGCAGAACGAGUUUGGCUUCGCCCUGGUCUCUGCCACUGCCCACCUGGAGCACUACCAGAGGGUGGAGCUGCCCGCUGCCAUGCAGGCACUGGACGGGGACCUCUACGAGCGGCUGCGGGAGCACUUGUCCACGGCCAGCCGGACGGAGGUGGAGACCUGCAGGGCCACCCAGGAAUGGUUCCAGGGCAUUGAGGAGGCAUCAGGGCGGGUCUCCCGGGAGCAGGACCUCCAGCUCUUCCUGCAGGAGCAUCCUGCCUUCGCCCUGCCUCCCCAGCAGCCCUUCCAGCUCGCUGGAGUGGAGAAGGUGUCCCUGCUGUCCCCCGGGGACGAUGGUGCCAGCCUGGAGAAGGAGGCACGGCGCUGGGCUACACGCCUGGCCCGGGACCGCAAGAACAAGGCUCACUGCGAGGAGGUGCUGCAGCAUCUGGAGGCCAGGAGGCAGCAGGUCCCAGAGGCUGAGGUGGCGACGCUGGAGCGAGGGAUGGAAGAGGUGAAGGAAAACAUCCGGAAGGCUGAGGUCAGCCGGGUGAAGGCAGAGGCCAGGCUGUCCCUGCUGCGGGCAGCGGGGUUGGACGUGGAGGCUUGGCUGGGAGGGGCCGUGGUGAGGGUGGGCGAGGAGGCACCCACGGGGCUGGAUCCAGGCGAGUUUGAUGACUACGAGGACAGCGAGGAGGAGGAAGAGGAGGAGGAGCCCGGCCCCGCCACCCGCACCUACCCCUACACCUGCAGGGUGAUCUUCGGGUACCAGGGCUGCCAAGCAGACGAGCUGGCCAUCAGCCAAGGCGAGGAGCUGGAGGUCAUCGAGGAUGGGGACGCGGAGGAGUGGGUGAAGGCUCGGAACAAAGCUGGCCAGGUUGGCUACGUCCCCGAAAAGUAUCUGCUGUCCCUGGGGGGCGAGCAGGGGUCUGGGGGGGCUGGCCCCCCGGGUCCCGCCACCCUGCACCGCCAGCUCUCCAGCAUCAUGGCUGCGGAGCUGGUGCUGGAGCCUGGAGCCUGGCUGGUGCGAGCCCUGUACGACUACGAGGGGCAGAGCCCCGAGGAGCUGAGUUUCCCCGAGGGGGCCAUCAUCAGGGUGCUGCCCCGUGCCCCCGGGGAGGUGGACGAUGGCUUCUGGACGGGGGACUUCGAUGGCCGCAUCGGUGUCUUCCCCUCUUUGGUGGUGGAGGAGCUCACGGGGGCUCAGGGGACAGCCGGGCAGGAGCUGCCAUCACCUUCCCCACCGCCCUUCUCCCCUCCGGGCCUCACGCCCGGGGCCAGCCUGGCCCCCAGCCCCUACCCUGAGACACCUCUGGGAGGCUGCAGGCAGGAGGGGACAGGCAGCGGGCAGAGCUCUCCGGACCUGGCAGCCACCCGCCUCCGCCCGCUCCGUGCCCCCCCACCACCCCCCAGCAGAACCCCGGAGCCUGACCCCGACCUGCACUUCAGCUGACCCCCCUUGGGUCCCCCCUUGGAUCUCCCUGCUCCCCAGAAAGCUUCAUCCAAGUGAACCCCCCCCUCCCCGAGCUGGUCUCUGGGGGGGGGCCUCAUCCUGCCCAGUGCUGCUCACGGAACCAUCCUGGAUCCCUGGGGAGCACCCUGGCACCUCCCAGGAUGGGUGCUCAGUGCCCCAUCUCACCAGGCUCUGCCUGGACCCCCCCACACACUGCAGCCCUGGGUGAAGGGGUGCUCAGCCUGCACCCCAGGCACCUCCCUGCAGGUUGGGGGGGGGGCGGGUGGGGGGUCUGUGCCCCAAUAAAUCCAGAGUU
Messenger RNA from Calypte anna (Anna's hummingbird), 2424 nucleotides. It is a transcript of the gene FCHSD1, whose product is annotated as FCH and double SH3 domains 1. NCBI's taxonomy places the organism in Eukaryota, Metazoa, Chordata, Aves, Apodiformes, Trochilidae. The record is from RefSeq and is a predicted model, not a curated record. Gene Ontology annotation, molecular function: protein binding. Gene Ontology annotation, biological process: regulation of actin filament polymerization; neuromuscular synaptic transmission. Gene Ontology annotation, cellular component: recycling endosome; neuromuscular junction. Bases 51 to 2108 code for a protein of 685 amino acids. The transcript has 19 exons.